Molecule: messenger RNA, 2322 nt
Organism: Acipenser ruthenus (sterlet)
Lineage: Eukaryota; Metazoa; Chordata; Actinopteri; Acipenseriformes; Acipenseridae
Product: oocyte zinc finger protein XlCOF26-like
Exons: 2
Coding region: 167-1168 (333 amino acids)
Cellular component (GO): nucleus
Source: RefSeq, a predicted model, not a curated record
UACCUGGUUUCCCACAGUGCACCGCUUCGGUACGGGCGGAAGUUCCAGUGCUGAAUCAGCGUCGUUGACCAUUUUGUGUAUUUUGAAAUUUUUUUUUGAAAUGGUUUACUAAGACGGCACAUGAAGUUGGUUAUAAAAAAGAUUGUGAGCUGUCAACGGAUCAAGAAUGGAGCCUGGUUGCAUCAAACAGGAGGAACCUGACCAGUUUGCGAACGACCUGAGCGAUCUGCGAAUUAUCCACGUGGCAGAAGAGACGGCCGGUUCGGACCUGGGGGCGGUCCGCAUUAAAGACGAGCCCCCCGAACCGCUAGACCGGGUCGAAAACGACUACGCCGCUUCCUCCCAGCUGACCGUCCAGGUCCCUCUGUCUCCUGGGGACGCGCCCGCCAGCUUCCACCGCUGCUCCGAGUGCAAGAAGACCUUCCAGAAGCUGUCCAGCUUAAAAACGCACCAGAAGGUCCACGCGGGUCCCAGGCCGUUCUGCUGCGGGGAGUGUGGGAGCAGCUUCACCCAGCGGAGACACUUCCGAGUCCACCAGGAAAUCCACACGGGGGAAAAACCCUUCCAGUGUGCCGUCUGCGGCAAACGCUUCCGGCAAAUCCAGCACUUCCGCACCCACCAACGGAUCCACACCGGGGAGCGCCCCUUCCUGUGCGGAGAGUGCGGGAAAGGGUUCAACGAACAGGGCAGCGUGCGCAAGCACAUGAGGAUCCACACCGGCGAAAGGCCCUACCGCUGCCCAGAGUGCGGCAAGGCAUUUGUGGAGAUCGGGAACCUGAAACAGCACCAGAGGAUUCACUCCGGGCUCAAGCCCCACCCCUGCCCGGAAUGCGGGAAGACUUUCGGGAGGCUGGGAAGCCUCAGGACCCACCGGCGGACUCACGCGGGGGAGAAGGCUCAUGCGUGCCAGGACUGUGGGAAACGCUUCAUUCGGCUGGGCAGUUUGAAGACCCACCUGCUUGUCCACACGGGAGUCAAGCCUCACAGCUGCGGUGAAUGUGGGAAGACUUUCAGCCAAUCGGGUAGCCUCAGAGCGCAUCAGCUGACCCACUCGGGGGCGGAGCUGUACCCUUGCACGGAAUGUGGGCGGAGCUUCAAGUAUUUCAAGAGCUUUCAAAAGCAUCAGAAAAUCCACCAAGAGGCUGUUUCACCCAACAGCGAAAGAUGAUAAACAUUUAACCCCCCCCUGCUGUUGAUGUGACCCCCCCCCAAUCCAUAAUCAUCGCAGGUACAAAUACAGGAACAUACACAUGCAAAUUAACUAUUCCACCAUUACGAGGCGAUCUGAUUCAAGCAUUCAAAAUCCUAAAAGGUAUUGACAAUGUCGACCCAGGGGACCUGAAAAAAGAAACAAGGACCAGGGGUCACAAAUUAGAUAAAGGGGCAUUCAGAACAGAAAAUAGGAGGCACUUUUUUUACACAGAGAAUUGUGAGGGUCUGGAACCAACUCCCCAGUAAUGUUGUUGAAGCUGACACCCUGGGAUCCUUCAAGAAGCUGCUUGAUGAGAUUCUGGGAUCAAUAAGCUACUAACAACCAAACGAGCAAGAUGGGCCGAAUGGGGCCUCCUCUCGUUUGGAAACUUUCUUAUGUUCUUAUGAAUUCCAUAAUGUUAAAUGUUAAAUACAUCCUUUAAAUCACAUGAUCAAUUAUUAUUAUUAUUAUUAUUAUUAUUAUUAUUAUUAUUAUUUUAUUUAUUCCUAAACCAAAUAAAAUUGCUGUUUUUUUUUUUAAUUUAUUAUUAUUUCUACAAAGAAUGAAAUCGAGUCAGGGCAGUAAAAACCCUCCUUGCAACAGCAGCCUGAAAAACAUUGAGAUGAAAAGUUAGGGGGUCAUAUUUCAGCUUGGGAUCCUAAUGUGUGAAAUAUGUGCCUCACCUCCGGCCUAAAAACUACAUCUCCCAGAAUACCGUGUCUUCAGUUACUAAGGCAACAGUGCGCGAGAAAAAUCGGCCAAUCGGAGUAAGAAUUAAGAACAUUUGAAAGCUAAUCCGAGUCAGUGGUGACGGCGUUUGGUUGAGAAACAAACGGAGCUGGAUUCAUGACUGCAGUAAGAAAAGUGACGAUACUGCUUCAUCGCGUGUUGUUUUUUCAGAUGGAUGCAUUUCCUUGUAUUGUGUCGCGCUGUUGUGAGCUUGUGAGCGAUCCUGUUGUAUUUUUGAACAGCUUAGCUGAGGUGAAGGGUUCUGUUUUGAAUGCGGGACCCAAGCAACGUCGUUAUUUCCAGAGUCUGCGUCAAACGUCAAUCAAAUGAAAUGUGCGGCUGAGCUGAUAUAGAAACUUGUGCAGAAACACACACACUGAGACACACAGUGAGACUCACAC